UGUCCUAUGUGCCUCCUAAGAUGAGUGCUUGAUGUACUGUUCUCUCGAAAAGGUCAAGAAGUCUGUGAAACCAUGUGUGCACAUCUCCUCUCCUCCAUCCUUGCUUUGGCACUUUUCUCUCGGACAGUUGAUCCGCGGGUCGUGAGGCUUUGGCUGGGAGAUGGAACUACCCCAAACCUAGAGGAAGUCAUCGUCGGGAGAUGCUACAAUUACAUCCGUGUGGUGAACCCCAGCAUUGGGGAGAGGAACUGCACUGCCAUAUGGAAUGCCUUCAGAGAAGCCUUUAUCUACAGAAAUGCCUGCAGCGUGCUACCCUCUGACUACCAGACUUUCAUCUCCCUGGCCAGUCACCAAGUCCCACCUAACAAGGCCUUGUUCUGGGAGAAAACCAAGCGGCUGGUUCACAGGUACUCUGACGCAACACGCAGGAUGAUGCCCCUGGGAGACACUCUGAUUGGUUGGCUAGGAGAUGACCUCACUUGGUGUGGGAGUUCCUCUGGUGAUGGUUUGGACUACACGUCUUGCCCCACCACAGCCGAAUGCGAGCAUAACCCGGUGGAGUCUUUCUGGAGGAUCGCCUCGACCACAUACGCCAGCCUGUCCUCUGGGGUCAUCCAGGUGAUGCUGAAUGGCUCCGUCACUGAUGGUGCGUAUCCAGAGAACAGCUUUUUCGCAAAAUUUGAGCUCCCGUAUUUAAGAAAAGACAACAUUUCUGAAGUACAGAUCUGGAUAAUGGAUGAGGUUGGAGGCCCAGAUGUGGAGUCCUGUGGGACUGAAAGUGUGGGAGUCCUGCAGCAGAUCCUGAAGGAGGAAGGAUUUAAACACACCUGCACUGACAAUUACAGGGCAGUGAGAAUACUUCAGUGUGUGGACAGCCCCAGUCACCCUGCCUGUCUCUGCCCUAGCGCUGCCUCCACACUACAGCUCCUCGAUCUGCACCUCCUGACUAUUCUUCUCCCCUUUCUGUUUUAGCAUCCUCA
Megalops cyprinoides (Indo-Pacific tarpon) is the source of this 980-nucleotide messenger RNA. Its product is annotated as ADP-ribosyl cyclase/cyclic ADP-ribose hydrolase 2-like. Gene Ontology annotation, cellular component: plasma membrane. Gene Ontology annotation, molecular function: NAD+ nucleosidase activity; phosphorus-oxygen lyase activity. The coding region runs from base 73 to 972 and encodes 299 amino acids. Gene Ontology annotation, biological process: positive regulation of B cell proliferation. NCBI's taxonomy places the organism in Eukaryota, Metazoa, Chordata, Actinopteri, Elopiformes, Megalopidae. The transcript has 8 exons. The record is from RefSeq and is a predicted model, not a curated record.